AUGGGGCCACCAAAACAACCCAACCCUCAUACACCGCAAGAAUGGAAGCAGAUCCGCUCGAAGUUCACAGACCUUUACCAAGUCCAAAAGAAGAAGCUCUCCGACGUUAUGAAGAUUCUGGGCGAACAAGGGUUCCAUGCUAGCGAACACCACUACAAGACAUAUAUCAGAAAAUGGGGGGUCGACAAGAAGAACAAGCAGUCUGACAUGGAGUUCGCCAUCCAAAAACUGCGGCAGCGGCAGGGAAAGGACACAACCUUCCUGAUCCGUGGAGAGCCUCGCUCCCGCAAGGACGUCGAGCACUACUGGAGGCGCAAACGCUGCAGUCCACCGGCUUCAUCUACAGUCCCCAACACCCCCAACGGUGUGGACUAUCGCACCCCAAGCCCAUGUGCCGAGCGAGAGACGGGCGAGGCUGGAUCCCAGGAGCCCCUCCAGGAGGAUGCCGAUUCUGCGUGGUUUGCCUGGGACGAGGACAUCGCUGCUGUCUUCCAGUACAUCAACCGGGAUUGGAUUGUGGCUCCUCGAUCCACCAUCUUACGCCUCCUCGAGUCACCGGAACAGUUGCGCCCCUUGGAUCAAGCCUUACACUAUGCCAAGGUGCUCUUCCAAAGGCAGGUUGAGUGUGCAAAUGCCGACCUGCGCAUUGACUUUCUUGGUUGUGAUGCUGCUGUAAGUCGAUUCAUGAGAACUGCCGAAAAUGCUCUGGCGGCUAUCGCCUACGGUCUCUCCCAUACCGUAAUAACGGCUGCGCUGCUCGACACGUUAGAAAGUAUUCCACAGGUGGCUGCCUCAUCCAUUGCGAUUGUAACGACGAGUAUUCUGCGGAUAAUCUCUAAUUACAUCGGACGGACACAAAGCUCAAGGUGGACAAUGAGAAAGAUGGCCGUGUAUGAGAUUGUGAACAGAUUUGGUAAGGUUCAUGGUCUCGCUCAUCCAUUGCCGUUGAUUUUGACGGCCGCUAUCCGAUCUUGCGAGGACACAUGCACGAUAUCCCAGAGGGUUUUGAUGGCUGGGAACGAUAUGCUACAACAGGGCUCCAAAGUUGACGAGCUUUUCAACGAAGACUUGCUCACGACUCUCGGCGACAUUUGUGAAAUCUCAGGCGAUUACAAUGCAGCACUGAAACACGUCAUCGAGGCGCACAGGAUGACGCUGGACAGACACCAAACGGAUAUGACCCAGCAGAGCUUCAUGGGUGUUCUAAAGGUCCAAGUACAAUUAUCGGCUCUUUAUAUACAAACCGGGUCUUUGGAAAAAGCCGAACGCUCUAUCGAAGAUAACCUCCGAGCAUGCGCCGAGAUCAGCGACCCGAGGUUUCGAGCCAAAUAUCGCGCGUUGUUCCUGUAUUACAGAGGAAUAGUACUGGAGAUGUCUGGCAAACGGUCAGCAGCGGUCGAAACCUUUGGAAAAGUCAUUCAUCUGGGCUUGCCGUGGUUCGGGCCCGGGUACCAUCUUGUUGUAGCAGCUGCUCAUCGCAUGAAAAACUUACAGCAGAGACAGGCUGAAGACGCGCAACGUCUCAGCGCCGCCGAAGAGGAUCAUCAGAACCAGGACCUCGCAGAUACUCGGGGUGCUGGACAGGAGGAGCCUGGCGUCGACCAACAUCCACAUCCUCUGGGUGAUGAAGGAGUCCUCCCCUUCAGCCCCGAAGCAGCACUGCCUUACGACGAUGGAAGCUCACAGCUGUGGACGAACCCACUGGAGGCACGACCUCAGACAAUCGGACAUGUCGAAGAAUGGACGGAUGAGUACCAGGAGAGCUAUGGAGGUGGCCUAGCGCCAGAGCUAGAGCUACCGGUAGAAGAAGAUCAGUCCUGGAUGGAUUGGACUGGUGAAGGUCCCGUCGAGUGGACGUACUGA
Molecule: messenger RNA, 1863 nt
Organism: Fonsecaea erecta
Lineage: Eukaryota; Fungi; Ascomycota; Eurotiomycetes; Chaetothyriales; Herpotrichiellaceae
Exons: 2
Coding region: 1-1863 (620 amino acids)
Molecular function (GO): protein binding
Source: RefSeq, a predicted model, not a curated record